UUUACGGAUCAACUGAUGCACAAAGGAUUCUGUAAUCCUGACCCUGUUAUCGGUGGCACAGUCCUGUCUCAGUACAGUACCUGUUCGGCAGCUCAAGUGGACGGAUCCACGGGUGGAUGGAUGCGGGGGGUGGGGGGGGGUCACACGUGCACUUGCACAUGUUACCGUGUCUGUCAUCAGCUUGACGUCUCGGCGGGCCUCUGCGCCAUGACGCGCUUCACGCUGCGGCUGCCCGACGAGUACAAAAGGGAAACGCUGCUCUUGGUGAAGCUGGCCGGCCCGGUGUUCAUUUCUCAGCUGAUGAGCUUCCUGAUCGGCUUUGUCAGCCUGGUGUUCUGCGGUCACCUGGGGAAAACCGAAUUGGCCGGCGUGGCGUUAGCGAUCGCGGUGAUAAACGUUUCGGGUAUCUCCAUCGGCAGCGGCCUGGCGUCAGCGUGCGAUACGCUCAUCUCUCAGACGUACGGCAGCGGCAACCUCAAACUGGUGGGCGUGAUCCUGCAGAGGGGAAUCCUCAUCUUGCUGCUGGCCUGCUUGCCCUGCUGGGCCGUCUUGCUCAACACGCAGCCCCUCUUGCUGGCCGUCGGCCAGAGCGCCCACGUCGCCAGGCUCGCCCAGCUCUACGUCAACAUUUUCAUGCCGGCCUUACCCGCCGCCUUCAUGUACCAGCUGCAGGGGAGGUAUCUUCAGAAUCAGGGCAUCAUGUGGCCUCAGGUGAUAUCCGCAGCCGCCAGCAACGUUUUCAAUGCAAUCAUCAACUAUGUCUUCCUGGUGGUGCUGGAUCUCGGGGUAGCCGGCUCGGCGGCCGCUAAUGCCAUCUCGCAGUAUUCCUUGAUGGUGUUUUUGUUUGUGUACAUGAACGCCAGGGGUCUUCACAAAGCCACGUGGGGCGGUUGGUCGCUGAACAGUUUGCGCGAGUGGGGUCCCUUCCUGCGUCUGGCGCUGCCUAGCAUGAUGAUGACGUGUCUGGAGUGGUGGCUCUACGAGAUUGCCGGCUUCCUGGCCGGCUUGAUCAGCGAAGUGGAGCUGGGAGCCGAGUCCAUCCUUUACCAGCUGGCCGUCAUGGUCUUUAUGUUCCCCGUGGGCUUUUCCGUGGCAGCUAGCGUUCGCGUGGGAAACGCUCUCGGGGCCGGGAACACCGAGCUGGCCAAGCUGUGCGGGAAGGUCUCGGUCGCAUGCGCACUGGUGGUCUCGUGCUUCACCGGGACUUUCCUGGCCGUGUGCCGCAACUUCAUCGCUUACAUUUUCACCACAGACAAGGAGAUUGUGGCAAGGGUGGCAACUGUUUUAGAGAUGUACAGCGCCAGCCAUGUGGCCGAUUCCUUCGCGGCCGUGACGGGAGGAAUCGUCCGCGGCGCCGGGAAGCAAACGGUGGGCGCGCUGUGUAGCUUGUUGGGCUACUAUGUGGUGGGCUUCCCCAUCGGAGUGUCACUCAUGUUCCCCAUCAACUUGGGAAUCUUUGGACUGUGGGCGGGAUUCCUGAUCUGUGUGAUCCUGCAGUCCCUCUUUUACACCAUCUACUUGUGCAAGCUCAACUGGAAAAAAGCAACAGUGGAGGCGCUGGUACGCGCUGGAGUCCACGUUCGAGAACAGGAUAAGAUCUUUGUCAUCGACAGCAAAACAUGUGAGCAGCAGAUGAGUACCACUGCAUCCAAUCCUUCAAGUCCAGAAGAACCCGAGCCGGACGCGGCCGUCCCGUUAUCCAUCCGGCAGCUGGCACUACGCCGCGGCCUGGCAGUGCUCUUCAUGUUGGCUCUCUUCGGCGUCGGAGUGCUCAUGAGCGAGCUGCUGGUCUCCCUGCAAUUGAACUGAUUGUGAGCCAAAAUGGCCGCCGUGCAAUACUCAGUUUCACCGUAGGGGGAGAACGUCUGGAUGUAAAACGCUUUUCACUGACCUCUCUGGUCAUGUGCUGCCCCCUGUUGAUUAAAACGGGUACGACACAAUCUUCAAACGCUUUCAGCGGCCUCACCUUUUAUCGGGACACGGCUCGUUGAUGACUUUGCUCCUGGUUUAUUUUCACCAAAAUUCGAUGGCAAAAAUCCAUUCAAGAAUCGCGAAAAGAAAGUUGACUUAAUUAAACAACUGAAACAAUUAUUUUCUGUGUGUUAAACAUCAGCCUCUUGGAAUUUAGCACUGCGGCACACAAAGGCAUUGAAUGCAUUCCAAAUCAACCUGGAAUCACUUCUCACAGGCAACCCAGCCGAGAUUGCUCGAAAUUUCCUCUCCGGAGGCUGCAAUCAGUGUCACGCUGUGCCGCCAUUCACAAAAUCAAGCCUGUGUAUAUGCCAGUUUUUUGUUGCGCACAACUCGUGGCAACAGUUCAGGUUGACAGUCUGGUAAACAUGACCCCCAAAAAUAAGGAUGCUUCACACCUCAUGGCGGACUUUCUCUGUUUUUGGGGGGCAAAACAAUGUCUUGAGACUUUUUUGGUGGGUCUACUCAUGAUAGACAACCAAAAACUACAAGACAGUAGGCAAAAGCAAAACCAAUACAAAGAAAAUUGUGUUGUCGAGUAAAUUAGGAUGAACUACAUGUUCCUAUGCGCUUAGAUUUCUUCCUGCAUGAUUUUGAGUGCGACAGGCAUUUUUUUUUUUUUGCCAAGUGUGAAUUUUUUAUUUCAUGAAACCUUCGCUUGGGGAUAGCAUGACAAAGAAUGACGCGUGUACGCAUGGCCACCCCACUGAAACUUUUCUGGCUACGCCGCUGGGUAUGAGCGUGCGCGCAUGUCAUUUUAAUUGCCUCUGACCUUUGCUCAGCACCGGAUCUUUUGAAUGAGCUGCAGCGACGCAGGAAAGAAAGGACGCAAAUUAAUCAAAGGACGUGAUGGCGCUUAUCUCGUCUGCAAAUUUGCUGGCGGACAGUCAUAAAAUAAAUUUGACAAGUCCAGCCAAUGUCACUCACGCGCUCGGUGCAAUGCAUUGUGAGCUUCUGGUUGCAUUUUGUCAGGUUUUCACGCUCAUUUCCAUGCAUUGAUGGAGGACGAGAGUUUUUAGAGUGAGUCGAUUGUUUUGUGCUAUGGCCUCCAAUCACAUUGCUCCAAUCUUAUCUGAGAACACUGGCGACGACUCUGGCCGCUGUUCUCGGUCACUUUUGCGCAUUUUAGGUCACAUCUUUUUUUUUUUU
Messenger RNA from Hippocampus zosterae (dwarf seahorse), 3120 nucleotides. Its product is annotated as multidrug and toxin extrusion protein 1-like. Gene Ontology annotation, biological process: xenobiotic detoxification by transmembrane export across the plasma membrane. The record is from RefSeq and is a predicted model, not a curated record. Gene Ontology annotation, cellular component: membrane. Gene Ontology annotation, molecular function: xenobiotic transmembrane transporter activity; antiporter activity. NCBI's taxonomy places the organism in Eukaryota, Metazoa, Chordata, Actinopteri, Syngnathiformes, Syngnathidae.